AUUUAUUAACUUCUUUAGGAAGAACAAAGUUCUACCAAUGAUCAAUUAAUAUUAUCCUUUUUUUCGCCCUUCAUGUGAAUGAAUUUCAUCAAAACGUGUAACGAAAAUAUAAACGCACCCACAUACUCAGUUAAAAGGUAUUUCAUGGGAAUGAAUAUAAAGUCCAUAUAGCAUAUAUCCUGUAAAAGCACAGCUUUUUAAGUAAAACAAAUCAAAAUGGAUAAAGAAAUAACUUUUUAUCAAGAUAUUAAACCUUUGUUUAGAGAGAAAGAUCGUAACUGCAUGUAUUUUAGCUUCGACCUUUAUGACUAUGAAGCCGUUUGUGAUAAAGCAGAUGAAAUUUACAAAAGGCUAACCUCCGGUCAAAUGCCACCAUCAGGUGCUGGUGGUAAAUGGAAUCAAGAAAAAAUCGACAAAUUCAAAAAAUGGAUGGAAACCGGCAAGAAAAAAGGACUUCCACCUGAACGAGAAGCUUUCUAUAAGUUGUUAAACAAUGAAUCAUUCCCCGAAUUUUUGCCGACAGCUAAAAAAAUGGCAUACGACUAUCUUGACAAAGCGAAAUCUUUAAUCGAGAACCCUCCAUCUGAAUUAGGACGUUAUGGGAAAUUGCUUAAACACUUUGAAUUUACUCAAGAUGCAUUUAACAAACGUUUGCAACAUAUUUACGUUUACGUAAAAGAAGAAGUGGAUAAGUAUGAACCAGCAAACGAUCCUAUCUAUAAUUCUCGUAAGGAUGUAAUAGAAAGUAUCCGCCAAUGGGCACCUUUCAAUCAGACAGAUGGUGCUUGGUUACGUUAUGCAGUUAAAUUAGGUCCAACCGAUGAGAUCACAUCGCUUCUUUCUGAAAUCUUGCAAGAUGAGCUUGGUAAUGGUAAAGCCGAGCAUAAUCAUUCAACAUUAUAUACUACUCUGCUCGCAAGUUGUGGUAUACAUCUACCUGAAGUAUAUCAGAGAGCCUAUGCAGAAGAUCCAAGAUUUCUUGACUCGGCUUUCUCAAUACCAGCUUUGUCUUUAUGUAUCUCUCAAUUCUCCGAUCUGUUCUUUCCUGAAAUCCUUGGUUUUACCCUUUUAAUCGAAUGGACUGUAUUAGAAGUAGCACCAAAUAUCAAAUUAUUCAAAUAUUACGGGUUGAACCCUCAUUUUUACGAAAUGCAUGUUGCAAUUGAUAAUGCUUCUUCAGGUCAUGGUGCCAAUGCAAAACGUUCCAUCGAACUCUAUCUAGAUCAUGUGAGACAAAAUGGUGGGGAUGAUGCCGUCCAAGAGCAUUGGAGACGUAUUUGGAUUGGAUUUGCUUCAUUAUGGAGUGCUGGAACACUUGCGAGGGAUUUCGAAGAAAUGCUUUAUCAAAAAAGAAUCGGCAAACCAGAUCUACGUCAAAGAAUGAUUAAAAUGAUUGCUCACAAAGCUCCUUAUGCGAGUCGUAAUCAUAAUGAUCGAAAAUUUGGAGAUAAAUUUAUAAAUGAAUUGUUCAAUAACCCAGAAGGCUUUUUGGAUGCUUUAGUCGAGAGUUCAUAUGUUGUGAAAGGAGAUCCAAAAAAUUCUCCAAUAUUGUCUCGUUUAACAACCUGGGAUGGGCCCAUGUACAAGGUAUUUACUGAAGAAGAGCUUAAUUUGUGGAAUGAAUGGAUCCGUUCUCUUGAUCCUAAUAAUAAACCGUCAGAUCCAAUAUUGUCUCUUAAUAUCGUUACCGAAAUGAGACGUCUUAUUACAACAUUGAAAAAUAAUCAAUAUGCCACUCUGGGACAUAGCCACAUAUUAACUGGACCUAAUCCUGAAGAUCCUGAUAGUAUUAUAACAAAAGACAUUCAUUGGUGGUUCGAUCAAGAUGAUCCAAUUUGGAUAAUGAAAGCAUUAAUUUGUGACAAGAAUGAACACCGAAUGGUUAUACCAAAUCAACCUGAAAAUAGUCCCUUUAUUACUAGAAUGAUGGCACCUGCUAAUAAAAUGGGCUCCGCAUUUGCUGAUAUUGCAAUUAGUCGUGGACCUAUGAAAAAUGGAGAAAUUUUACCAAGUAUUGGUGAGCCUUGGUCUUGGAAGGAUAUUGCAUAUCGAUGGAUCCAGUUGGGUGCCCAUUAGAUCAAGAUGAACUUCAUGUUUAUGAUACAGACGUUGAUAAUUAUCAAUUAGUAAAAAAUGUAGAUUUUCAACCACUUUACACACAUCAUACAGGCGUUAUUAGCCAUCAUAAGUAUGGCCCAGGUGGUAUCCAUUAGAUAGUUUUUUAAUUAGUAUCAUAAAUACAGAUAAGGAAUGAUUAUGAAAUAACUGAAACCAUAAAUAUUUGUUCCAUAAAAAGAUAUUUAACUGUUAUUACCAGUUCCAAAAUUUAGUAUUUACAUUAUAGGAUUACUAGUAAAUUAUAAAAAUACAAACUUUGUCGCGAUAAGAAAUAAAUCAUCGAGACAAUACAUAACAAAAGAUUAUAUUUGCGAGCCUCAGUAAUAUUUCUGAGGUUAUUUCAAUACAACUGCAAUGGAAGCUAUCAUAUGUAUGAUAGAAAUUUGCUUUAAAUAUUUUUGA
Rhizophagus irregularis DAOM 181602=DAOM 197198 is the source of this 2520-nucleotide messenger RNA. The record is from RefSeq and is a predicted model, not a curated record. Lineage: Eukaryota; Fungi; Glomeromycota; Glomeromycetes; Glomerales; Glomeraceae.